CCACUAAAGUCAGGGGUGAGAGUUGAUGUUGUUGGCGGCUGCACUUCCGGUGGAAGAUGGCUGAAGCUGAGCAGCAGGCGGGCUCAUCACCUGAAGAUGAAAUUCCAGGCCCUCAAAGUUUUGCUGUACCCAAGAAGGAAAUCAACAUGGUGCCUGAUAUGGGAAAGUGGAAACGCUCUCAGGCUUAUGCAGAUUACAUGGGAUUCAUUCUGACUCUGAAUGAAGGUGUGAAAGGCAAAAAACUGACAUGUGAAUAUAAGGUGUCUGAGAACAUUAAGAAACUUGUGGCUCUUCUUGACAAGUUGGACCGGUGGAUAGACGAGACUCCGCCUGUGGACCAGCCAUCAAGAUUUGGAAAUAAAGCCUUCCGAAUAUGGUAUGCAAAACUUGAACAGGAAGCUGAGAAUCUUGUGAGUCCAAUCAUCCCAGAUGAGCUCAAAGCAGCGAUCCCUGAGGUGUCUGUGUACCUGAAGGAGGCAGUGGGAAACUCUAUAAGAAUUGACUACGGGACAGGUCAUGAAGCUGCCUUUGCAGCUUUCUUAUGUUGCCUCUGCAAAAUUGGGGUGCUAAGAGUGGAUGACCAGCUCAGCAUUGUUUUCAAAGUGUUCGACAGGUAUCUCCAGGUGAUGCGCAAGUUACAAAAGACUUACCGAAUGGAGCCGGCCGGAAGCCAGGGAGUGUGGGGCCUCGAUGACUUUCAGUUCCUGCCUUUCAUCUGGGGCAGCUCCCAGCUCGUAGACCACCCAACGCUGGAGCCAAGACACUUUGUUGAUGAGAAGAGCGUAAAUGAGAACCACAGCGAUUACAUGUUUCUAGACUGCAUCAGGUUCAUUAAUGAGAUGAAAACGGGUCCAUUUGCAGAGCACUCCAACCAACUGUGGAACAUCAGUGCAGUCCCAACCUGGUCCAAAGUCAAUCAAGGACUCAUCCGAAUGUACAAAGCCGAGUGUCUUGAAAAGUUCCCAGUUAUCCAGCACUUCAAGUUUGGCAGUCUCCUUUCCAUUCAGCCAGUCAAGCCCUGAGAAGCAGCACCUUUAAACUGAAAGACAUGGGGGCAUAAAAAAGCAAAAAAAAAAAAAAAAUGUCGCAACAGCACCUGACCCGUUUGGAGAAAAUGUUUUUUCACAUCAAAUCCCCGGCAUUUUCAGUAAGAGCCUUUCGGUGGGAUUAAGUCGUUAUUCUUCUGGACCCGCAAUAUCUGUGACUCCCCUAUUUCUGUGCACACACACACACACUCUCCAUUGCGUGAAGCCAGCACUCAUCCCAGAAACAGGUUACUUGGCCCCCCGAGGGAUUUUUUUUUUUUUGGUCUGUAUACCAUGGCAGACAUAUGUAGGUUAUAACUACUGGUUGUUUGAAUCGUGGUGUCCUCCAUCCUGCAGACUAAAACCACAAGUGCAGCCAAACAGAUUUAGAAAAAUGACAACUAGUGUGAGGGAAGGGGGACACUUCAGCUGCUGGUUUUCAUUUCUAGAGGAAUACUGUAACCUUUACUGUAGUGUACUGUGAAUAUUCUUGAACAUAGUUAUAAAAAAAUGGCUUUUCCAGAGUUUCUCAUUUGUUUGUAAUUACACACCCAGUUGGAUCGUGUGAGCAGUUACAAAUCCCUCGUAUAACCGACAUUAUCUAAUCCAGCAGGCUUUUCUGCACACCCCACUUAAAUCUCACCUUAUGUAGUAGCCCCCUCUAGAUGGGACAGCCAGAUGUUCUGUGAAGCUGAGUUUGUCAGUUUGAAAUCGAAGUUUUGCAAAGCACUCUGUCUCUGACGUCUUGAACAUGACCGGAGGCUCGUUUCACUGAUCUUUCACCGUAUUACCCCUUCGCCAAACUGUAGAUUCCGCACUUGUUUUUCAGUUGCCCCCAGACAGGCAGUCUACUGAUGGAACUCCGUUCCCACAAGGCAAUCUUGACGUGUGUGUCUUAAUUACAAUCCAGAAGCGCAACAGAAAAUGAUGGUUAAAAAUGUCAAUAAAGAUGCCGACUACGCAGGCUGAAACGACUGAAAAAAGUGUUGCUUCUCGUCUGUUUUAUUAUUCACUUAUUCAUUUCAUAUCCCGAAUUUUCACCCUCAUUCACCAAUUUGUCCGUAUAUAUAAUUAAUGCAUAUGACCCCUGGACGAACAAGCAGGCCCAUGAUAAGGGAAUCCCCCUUAAUGUAUGAUGUUGGCACACCCUUUCACCCACUGCGAUGAUAUGACGAGGCGGUAAGAAAACGAUCAGAGAUUUGACUCGACUUAUUCCACCAGCUACAGUAGAUUAAGAUGGGUUGUUUUCAGCUCUUUUCUUGUCUUACUAGAGUGGAUUGAGACUCUAAAAGCCACCAAACCGGUGCUUCUUCUCUGUAUGUGAGCCGGGGACCUGUGCAUGUCAUAUAUCAAGUGUCUUUUUGUAUUUAUUUAAUUUAAUUAGUGACAAACCAAGCAUGUUUCAGUGCUUUGUAUUCACAACUCAUUAAAUUUGGUUUUAAGCAGAAGGAGACGGAGUCUCUGACUUGUUUAAUCAUACGAGCUCACAGGAGUGGGGUGCCGUUUAUAUUUAUUAAAUUAACUGGUCGUGUUUUUACACUCGGGCGGCACGGUGGCACAAGAUCUCAAUGAGAUGAUGACCCCAGAACAGAAUCUGACCAUCUUGUGAAGCCAAAUCCUAUAUUUUAUAUUUAAUCAGCCCUCCGUUUUCAGAAUCUGCUGGAAGGGAGCAGAAGCAAAUGCAUGAAAUGUUUUUCGACAUUGGCAAUAGUUAGUCCGUCUUGAAUACCAGUCCACCAUUGGCAUAGUAAUAAUCACACCCACACUAGACUAUUCACACGUGGUUUCUCUUGGCACUGUGGUGUUGAAAACUGACACAAGCACAGAAAAGACAUGGCAACUUCAUGAGGGAAUUCAAAAGUUACAGUGAAGUAGAAGAUGCCCUAAAAUAGCGCUGGGUGAAAACCCAAUUUAUCAAUUAAUUAGAAUUUUUUGUUUUGGACAAUGUGUAAAAUGAAAAUCGUGAUGCACUAUCCAUCCCAUCCAUUUCCCAACCCGCUGAAUCCGAACACAGGGUCAUGGGGGUCUGCUGGAGCCAAUUCCAGCCAACACAGGGCACAUGGCAGGAACCAAUCCCGGGCAGGGUGCCAACCCACCUCAGGUGAUAUAGUGAAGUAGAAGAUGCCCUAAAAUAGAGCUGGGUGAUAACCCAAUUUAUCGAUUAAUAGAAUUUUUGUUGUUUUGGACGAUGUGUAAAAUGAAAAUCGUGAUUCACUAUCAACUGGCUAAAUAACACAGAGUGUUGGAAGUUCACAAAAAUAAUUUUUAUAGCUUAUGCAUAAGUUUUUUAUUUUACUUAAGGGCCUGUGUAAAGUCUCACCAGUGCUGGUGCCCCGCCCGCAUGGCUUUUGCUGGGAUUGGCUUCCACUACCCACAACUAACUAGGAAAAAGACGUAUGGAUGGGCUCCGUAAACGACAGCACGCCCACUCGCCGCCCCCUUCCAACACCAACAGGCAGUAGCAAGAUGGCAGCUCAUUCAUCGAGUCGAAAAAUUCCAGCAUGUCAUCGGUCACUUGGUCGUGGUUUGGAUAUGGAAAGUCCGAUGUUGGCAUAAACCUCGGGCCGCUGUGAAGAUUGUGGGCACUUAUAAGGAGGCAGCACAUCAAACUUAACUUCAGCAUCUCGGACAGAGGGUGGCAGGUGUGUGAAGCUCUGCGAGACAAACAAGAAGGUAACAAUGGGGGAACGUUCUUUUCAUGUCGCAUUCCAUACUACAAUAAGAAUGGACCCCACCCCCAAAUGUGGUAACGUUUUAUAUUGCUAAAGAUUUGGUGCCCAUGUAUAUAGUGGGGGAAAAAAAGGGUUAAUUCAGAUGAUAAAGAAAAUCUCUCUCCAUCCCUGCUACAAGUACCCCCAUCAGAGAGGGUCUUCAGUGUGUUUUCUUUGCAAAAAAACUUGUAAUAAAAAAACGACUUAAGGACGUAAAACACCCUUCAUGUGUUAUCUGUUUGCAACUUGCAAGUGUGUGUUGUUUGAAAAGUCUUCAGGUAUACAAGACGUUUUACUUCCUUACUUUUCUCAAAUGUGUUAACUUUGGAUUUGCACUUCAUUGUUCCUCCAGGAGAGCUUCAUGGUUUGUGAACUAACUACUUGUUGCGAGUAGUCACUAAGCAGCACCUGGGAACAAAUCCAGCUCUAAAACCUCUUCAAGAGAUGUGUGUGCUGUUCUUCUGUGUGUUGAUAUUGUUAAAAUAAAAGUUAUUUGAAUAA
This is a messenger RNA of Erpetoichthys calabaricus (reedfish), 4237 nucleotides long. It is a transcript of the gene ptpa, whose product is annotated as protein phosphatase 2 phosphatase activator. The transcript has 12 exons. The record is from RefSeq and is a predicted model, not a curated record. NCBI's taxonomy places the organism in Eukaryota, Metazoa, Chordata, Cladistia, Polypteriformes, Polypteridae. Gene Ontology annotation, cellular component: protein phosphatase type 2A complex; nucleus; cytoplasm. The coding region runs from base 57 to 1022 and encodes 321 amino acids. Gene Ontology annotation, biological process: mitotic spindle organization. Gene Ontology annotation, molecular function: peptidyl-prolyl cis-trans isomerase activity; protein tyrosine phosphatase activator activity.